Messenger RNA from Salmo salar (Atlantic salmon), 1918 nucleotides. RefSeq names its product transcription factor Sox-17-alpha-A. Gene Ontology annotation, molecular function: DNA-binding transcription activator activity, RNA polymerase II-specific; RNA polymerase II cis-regulatory region sequence-specific DNA binding. Lineage: Eukaryota; Metazoa; Chordata; Actinopteri; Salmoniformes; Salmonidae. Gene Ontology annotation, cellular component: nucleus. Gene Ontology annotation, biological process: positive regulation of transcription by RNA polymerase II; heart development; endoderm formation. The record is from RefSeq and is a predicted model, not a curated record.
AUCCCCAACCUCACAGUAAGAUAGUCAGUUCUAGUUUAGUCAGCUCUAAGCGAUUAUCUAACAGUGACGGAUAUUUUCCACUCAGUUUUGUAUCGUUACUCUUACUUGCGUUAUUAAAACUUUCAUUUUAUAUACCUACACAGCAAGUGACACUUAUUUUCUCAUUUUCUUUACGCGAGUUGCUGCCCGGUUGGUGUCGACAGCCCGAAGGUGGACAGCGAUGAGUAGUCCCGAUGCGGGUUACGCCAGUGACGAUCAGAACCAGGCUAGGUGCGCGAUCUCAAUCAUGAUGCCUGGAAUGGGACACUGUCAGUGGGCAGACCCCCUGAGCCCUCUCGGGGACACCAAAGAGAAGAGCGAGUCCAGCUCCGGGAACCAGAACCGUGGGAAGAAUGAGCCGCGGAUCCGGAGACCCAUGAAUGCGUUCAUGGUGUGGGCGAAGGAUGAGCGCAAGCGGCUGGCACAACAAAAUCCAGACCUGCACAAUGCGGAGUUGAGCAAAAUGUUGGGGAAGUCGUGGAAAGCCCUUCCUGUAUCGGAGAAGCGGCCGUUUGUAGAGGAGGCUGAGAGGCUUCGGGUGCAGCACAUGCAGGACCACCCCAACUACAAGUACCGACCCCGGAGGAGGAAGCAGGCGAAGAGGAUUAAACGCCUGGACUCCGGGUUCCUGGUCCACAGCAUGUCCGACCAGCAGAGCACCUCCCUGGGUGGGGACGGUAGGGUGUGUAUGGAGAGCAUGGGUUACCACCAUGAGCAUGGUUACCAAGUGUCUCCUCAAUCCCUCAGCCACUACCGCGAAGCCCAGGCCCUCGGAGGGGCUUCCUACGAAUCCUACUGCCUGCCCACCCCCGACACAUCCCCGCUGGACGCCGUGGAGACAGACUCCAUGUUCUUCCACAGCCACUCUCAGGAGGAGUGCCACAUGAUGCCCGUGUAUGCCUACCACUCCCAGGGGGCAGAGUACCCACCUCAGGACCCUCACUCCAACCACCACGCCAACCCCAUGCUCCACAGACACCACUCCUCCCCCACAGAGCAGCAGCAAGCCUCCCAGGCUGGCCCCACCUUCAACCAACUGGCCAUGUACUACAGCCAGCACUGCAGCCCCAGCCACCCCAAGCGACACCCAGGCCAUGGGGCAGGACAGCUCUCCCCUCCCCCAGACUCCCAACCCCACCCAGCAGACCAGGUGGAGCAGAUGCACCCCUCAGAGCUGAUAGGGGAGGUGGACCGCAGUGAGUUUGAGCAGUACCUGAGCUCCUCCAGACCCGGAGACAUGACAGGCCUGUCUUAUGGGGUGCAUGAGGCCAACAUGCAGGGACCUGAGAGCCUGAUAUCCUCUGUGCUCUCUGACGCCAGCACAGUGUACUACUGUAACUACAACAACUCCUAACCUCCUGGUCCGCCCUGUCUGUCAAUCACGUCUCUACUACUGCAGCUAUUACAGUACAUAACCUGACCUCAAAUGUCUCUCUCUGUUUCCUCUCUCUAUUUCUAUCUUCUCUCUCUCUCUGUCUCUUUCUGUCGCUCUCUCUCUCUCUCUCUCCCUCCCUCCCUGUCUAGCUCUGUCUUUCUCUUUCAUUCUGUUACCAUUAAAGGCAAGUGGGAACAGUGGGAACUCUUUAAUUUGAGGUUUUAAAUGCAGUAUGUUAUUUUCUUAUUGUGUGAAGGACGUUCAAUUUGUGUCACUUUAUGAGCUGAGAAGCUAUAGGACAUUUGAAUUGGGAUGAUGAUAGUUCACACACUGUGCAAAGGGGAAAGCUCCUGAGCAGGAAUAUAAAUACAUUUUGUGGUAAUAAAUGUACAGUUACUAUUUGAAGGUUUUAUGUAUAGCUGUUUUAUACUUUUGCACUUUUAAAAAAUAAAGUUUUGAACCAAAAUAGAUGUUCCCUUCUCUGUUUUUUGGUUUUUAAUUACA